CAAAUCGUUCUUCAAGCGAUCGGUCCGGCGGAACCUCACCUACUCGUGUCGGGGCAACCGGAACUGCCCGAUCGACCAGCACCACCGGAAUCAGUGUCAAUUCUGUCGUCUACGAAAGUGCCUCAAAAUGGGAAUGCGACGCGAAGCCGUGCAACGAGGUCGCGUUCCACCGUCGCAACCGCCGGGCCUCCCCUACGGCCAGUACUCGAUACCGAACGGGGACGCCGUCACCGGUUUCAAUGGGCACUCGUAUCUUAGUUCCUACAUCUCGCUACUGCUCCGGGCGGAACCGUACCCCACCUCUCGGUACGGGCAGUGCAUGCAGACGAACAACAUCAUGGGCAUCGACAAUAUCUGCGAACUGGCAGCACGGUUACUGUUCUCUGCCGUUGAGUGGGCCCGCAAUAUCCCCUUCUUUCCGGAUCUCCAAGUGACGGACCAGGUCGCGCUACUGAGGCUUGUCUGGUCUGAACUGUUUGUGCUGAACGCGUCCCAGUGUUCGAUGCCACUGCAUGUGGCACCCCUGCUGGCAGCUGCCGGCCUCCACGCAUCCCCCAUGGCCGCCGAUCGUGUGGUCGCCUUCAUGGACCACAUCCGGAUAUUCCAGGAACAGGUCGAGAAACUGAAGGCGCUGCACGUUGACUCUGCCGAGUAUUCCUGUCUGAAAGCAAUAGUCCUAUUCACAACAGAUGCCUGUGGCCUGUCGGACGUAGCUCACAUUGAGUCGCUACAGGAGAAGUCGCAGUGUGCCCUGGAGGAAUACUGCCGGUCUCAGUAUCCCAACCAGCCGACCCGUUUCGGAAAACUGUUACUGCGGUUACCAUCUCUGCGGACGGUGUCAUCUCAGGUGAUAGAGCAGCUCUUCUUCGUCCGGUUAGUCGGCAAGACGCCCAUCGAGACGUUAAUCCGUGACAUGCUGCUCUCGGGCAGUAGUUUCUCGUGGCCCUAUCUACCUUCGAUGUGACACACCGCCGUGU
This is a messenger RNA of Aedes albopictus (Asian tiger mosquito), 977 nucleotides long. RefSeq names its product steroid receptor seven-up, isoforms B/C (gene svp). The transcript has 4 exons. NCBI's taxonomy places the organism in Eukaryota, Metazoa, Arthropoda, Insecta, Diptera, Culicidae. Gene Ontology annotation, biological process: regulation of transcription by RNA polymerase II; cell differentiation; anatomical structure development. The record is from RefSeq and is a predicted model, not a curated record. The coding region runs from base 128 to 964 and encodes 278 amino acids. Gene Ontology annotation, molecular function: RNA polymerase II cis-regulatory region sequence-specific DNA binding; nuclear receptor activity.